AUGAAAAACUCAAACAAAGAUGUCCCUCCAGGAUCUGAAGAUUUGAUACCCACACAACAAAGGAAAAGAAAGAGAAGAUCAAACAACAAUGAAUCAGAGAAUUCACAGCCCUGUACUUCUAAUAUGAACAACACUGGAACUUCAAUUCCUCUUAGCAAAGCUUUUCCAAGGGUUCUAUCUGAUAUCUCCAAUAUUCAUCAUAAAAUACCAUCCUCGACUAUUUCUAUUGGAGCCAACGAUGCUACUGAUAAUGGAAUAGAUGAGAAUGGCCAAGGAAAAAGAUUGAAGAGAAAUUCCCAUAAGUCGAUGUCACAAUCGAGCAAUCAAACUACCGUCAACAACAUCGUUGGAGGAUCUAGCAAUGUUUCAACAACUCUUAAGAGAAAGAGAUCGGCAACCAAAGAUGUCACUGACCAUACACCCUCUACGUUUUCCAGAAAGAAACACAAUGCCAAAUCAGGGGUUCUAACUGAUAUUUCCAAUGUACUUCCUACACCCACUACCUUCCCUGGUCAAUUUGGAACAUCUUCUACAAGUCGUUCAUCUAAAGGGAAGGGAAAGGUACUUGCUGGAGAUGACAAGUUCGAGAGUAUAACUAUAACCAAGAGUGUUAGGAAAACAUUGGAAGCCCAAUUCGAUGGUUGUGUAGAUGAUAAUCCUUCAAGUGAGGAUGAUGAGGACCAACCAUAUCAGUGCGACUAUGAAGAAGAGUCUGAAUUAUACAACGAACAAGUCUAUGACUGCAGUAGCGAAGAAAGUGACACAAGCGAUUCAGAAACUAUAGGAUGCGACCCUAUGUUAUCUACAGAUGCUUCAUGUUACAUUGAUGACGGUGAUCCUACUUUCAAAUGUGAGCAUUGUGGGGCUAUUAUGUGGUAUGGUGAAAGGAUAAACAACAAAAAGAACACCCGUAAACCCAAAUUUGCUCUUUGUUGUGGUCAAGGACAAGUCCAACUUCCACUGUUAAAGGAUUCACCAGCAACAUUGAAACAAUUACUUUCUGGAAAUGACGCAAAAAGCAUAUACUUCAGAGAUAACAUUCGCCAGUUAAAUAUGGUUUUCUCAUUUACAUCCCUUGGUGGUAAAUGCGACCGCUCAGUUCCGAAAGGAUGUGGCCCUCUAAAGAUGUUUGUACUUCAAGGAGAGAACUAUCAUUUGAUGGGUAGUUUAAAGCAUCCUCCUGGGGACCCUGCUAAGUUUGGACAGCUCUAUAUUGUCGAUACAGAAAAUGAAGUUACUAACCGUGCUUCUAUAAUUGGAAAGUACAGGAAAACUUCGGAAACAUCUAAAAAGGAGACAAUUCGGAAACAAGUUAUUGAGUUAUUAAUGAAGAUGCUAAACGAGGUCAAUCCAUAUGUCCAUCAAUUUAGAUCAGCAAAUGAUAGAUUUGACACUAAUCCAGAGGACACAUUCCAUAUGCGCAUUAUUAGCAGUCGUGCAAAAGAUGGAAGGACAUAUGACACUCCUACAGCAUCAGAGGUUGCAGCAUUAAUUCCAAGAGAUUUUAAUUUGGACAUGGAUAAAAGAGAUAUCGUGCUGCAAGAGAAACAAACUGGUUGGCUAAAGAGGAUUAGUGAGAUUCACCCUUCUUACUUGGCACUUCAACAUCCUCUGAUAUUUACUUAUGGUGAAGAUGGCUUCAGACUUGGGAUAAAAAAGAGAGAAACAGAAGCUACUGCUAAACUAAAGAGGCAGAAUAUUAGUAUGAGGCAGUGGUAUGCAUUUCGUCUACAAGAAAAGGAGAAUGAGUGUCAUACACUUCUGCAUUCAAAACGUUUGUUUCAGCAGUUUUUGGCUGGAAAUGCGGGAAAGAAGGAUAUGCAUGACCAAGGAGAGCGAUUUUUGCUACCAGCCUCAUUCACAGGAGGACCAAGAUACAUGAAGAACAACUACAUGGAUGCAAUGGCUAUAUGCAAGUAUUUUGGGUUUCCUGAUCUGUUUAUAACAUUCACUUGCAAUCCUAAAUGGCCUGAAAUAACCAGGUAUCUACAAAAGAGGAACAUUAUUGCUGAUGACAGACCUGAUAUUAUUGGAAGGAUUUUCAAAAUCAAACUUGAUUUUCUCAUGAUUUAUUUAACGGAUAAAGAACUGCUGGGGAAGACAGUGUCAUCUAUGUACACCGUUGAGUGGCAGAAACGUGGGCUACCACAUGCACAUAUUCUGUUGUUCAUGCAUGCUUCCUCUAAAUUUCUUACCACUGAUGACAUUGACAAGGUUAUCUCUGCUUGA
Raphanus sativus (radish) is the source of this 2229-nucleotide messenger RNA. RefSeq lists its product as uncharacterized. The transcript is spliced from 9 exons. The record is from RefSeq and is a predicted model, not a curated record. NCBI's taxonomy places the organism in Eukaryota, Viridiplantae, Streptophyta, Magnoliopsida, Brassicales, Brassicaceae. Bases 1 to 2229 code for a protein of 742 amino acids.